CCCUGGGAACCACAACAAAUACACUUAGAUUUCCAUCAUCAUAUUCAUUGCGGUGAUUCAUGGGGUGACAAAUUGGUGCUUGCGACGGAUGCAGGAACAGUGGUGCUAGAAGAGGGUCUGCCGCCCAGGACAAUAUUUGACAGGACAGUGCUAGUCAAACAACUGACUAUUGUAGAAGCACAUGGUCUCCUUGUGCUGAGAAGUGAAAAAGGUAAAGACAGCAAGGUCCAUGUGUUUCGACUCCUAGAUUUUGAAGGUGAAUACAAUGAACAUACCGUUCGAACCAGGUUGGACUGCCGGGAUCACAGACUCGACAAAACCAAGGGUUGUCACCUCUACGCCUUAAGCAGACCUGGAACUAGCCAUCUCCGUAUGGUUGUAGCAGUUCAGAGACGUUUACUAUUGUUCACAUGGAAGCACUCCGCUGCUUGGUCUGCGUGGUGUCCGACGGUGGACUUCGAAAUCGCAGAUGGGUUCAGCUUUGUACGGGAACUUCACACGGAUGAGCCGCCACUAUUGGUCACACUGAUAGAUGGAAAUAAAGAAGACAACCAGAUAUGUGUGGGAUAUAAAAAUCAAUUCGACCUGAUAAAUGAAAAAAAUGGUGAUACCCUGCAGUUGUACCAUGUCGAAGCUAACAAGGUGAAACUGGUGUCUGCUCUGGAUAUCUAUGAAGAUGAAGAAGCAGAACUGCUACUGUGCUACAAUCAUGUUAGCCAUUUUCAAAAGUUGAGUGAGGAAACCUCGCAUGAUUUUGACUUUCAUUGGAACAGCGAACCGCAAGCUAUCGUUUGUGCCUUUCCUUAUGUCAUGGCGUUUACACAAGACACGAUAGAAAUUCGGCUGAUAAUCAACGGUAACUUGGUCCAUACUAUGGCAGUGGCUGACCUCAAGUUGUUAACGUCAAAAUCAGUGUCUCCUUCUACAUACGGUAAAUGUCGGACGAACUCACAGAGUAUCUUCAAGAUUCCGCUGUCGUGCCUUGCUGGGCAGAUGCACACGGACAAGUCGCCCCACGGAUCUCCGUCAUCACAAUGUGCUACUCUUUUGGCCCCUAUCAUCAAUAAUGGCGAUAAGUCUCCUCUACAGCCUAAACGGAGUCCCCUCGUCCGUACAAAAUGUGUUAGCACCAAUGACAAAGAGAAGGAUCGCCAUGACUCGUCAAGCUCCGAUUCCGGAAUAAAUAUACUCAAGCCAUCUGAAGGGGCAGGCAGUCCCCCACAAAGUCCCUACCAGAAGUGUCUAGGACAGAUAGACUUCACAAACCAAGAUGUGCUAUGAUAAUUCUUUGUAUCCAUGUAUUAGGUUAUAAAUAUGGGACAUUUAGGCUUAACGAACAUCUACUUACCACUACAGGUUCUAUGUAAUACGCGGUAGAGCUGCACGACUCGAUGUCUUACGUACUUUAAAUAUUACACAAUACAGCUUGGUGGCUCAAUGUGUUAGUCCAUACCAAAGUGCACUAUCGUUCUUUUUGAUAGCAGACUCCAGGUACUACAAAUGACGCAAAAUAUGGCUUAUAGUUUAAAGUAUUUAACUUUACAAUGGAUAUACGAAAUAGAUGCAUGGUUUAAUUGCAUAUAAGAUAUAAAGAAACAUGACAGAGGAACCCUUUUCUGGACCUUACUACACAAAAUACAUAUAUAUUCACAAUUAACGAAUUACUUUACUGCAAAGGAUACAUGAUAGACCUUCCCCGCCGGAACAGAAACCCAAUCUGCUGUUGUGGUUCAGAGUUCAAUCGACUGCAAAGGAUACCGCUCCAUCAUCAAUUAGUCAAUUAUGUUCGCACAGUACAUGCAAGAACCUGAUCACUAUAACCAUCCCAGCAAGAUUUCGGUGAUUCAAGGAACUAGUAUCUGCAUUAUUUAAAUCACAAAGCAUAACAAAUCGAGGAUCACCAAUGUGUACUGCAAUAUAGUUUAUAUUGUGAUAAAGUGAAUAUACACUAUUUAAUAUAUAUAAAUUACAAUUUUAUAUGGGAAGGAUAAUUCAGAAGUUGGUGAUAGAUCAGCAAGUGAAAGCACUACCUGUCCAGGGCCAAAGGACCGAGACAGGGUGCUAGCACUGGUUCAUCCAACACCUAAACAGUGGUUUGUCUUACUUAAAAAAACUUUACACAAUAUAUUAUGUACCCAUGGUGAGCACCAAAAAGGUUUGGAUAUUCUAUGAAGAGAACUAGAGCUUUCACCUGUAAACACAUUCACCCACGCACUUUUCCUGUUCCACUAUUCAUCUACACACACAUAAGCACAGUCAGAGGUGUUCCGAAUGAGAUGCUUAUUAAAAUAUAUUAAGAAAACCUUAGGUGUUUUGAUCAAUAUUUAUGACCAAUAAAUAGAU
This is a messenger RNA of Mizuhopecten yessoensis (Yesso scallop), 2343 nucleotides long. RefSeq names its product GTPase-activating Rap/Ran-GAP domain-like protein 3. The transcript is spliced from 12 exons. The record is from RefSeq and is a predicted model, not a curated record. Lineage: Eukaryota; Metazoa; Mollusca; Bivalvia; Pectinida; Pectinidae. Gene Ontology annotation, biological process: endosomal vesicle fusion; autophagy; vesicle-mediated transport. Gene Ontology annotation, cellular component: cytoplasm; fungal-type vacuole membrane. The annotation marks the transcript as partial.